CCUUGACAUCUGAUAAACGUUGUUCUGCCACCCGCAUCCGUGUGCUAAUAUAUUACAUGGUGUCAGAAGUUUAAAAGUUAUACAAGGAAAGCUCAACAUUCUGAAAAGUGGAACAAAUGAGACCACCAACUACUCUGAACCUAGAGGGAAAUCUAGUGUGGAUCCAGAAAUUCAACCUUUACUAUAUAUCAUCGCCGGUGGCAUCUCCGAAAAAGGGAAAUGUGCCACGUUCCUGCACGUAGCCAGAGAUGAUGGAAUCAAUGUAUUCAAUAUUUUAGAUUUUGACGAUGAUGUAGAUGACUUGGAUAUAUUAAAAUACCUUUUCCGAACGUAAUAUGAGCCAAGAAAAAAUGCAUCAGGUAACGUUAAGUCCGAUAUCUUUUUUACGAGAGUGCAAGGACAAACAAAGUCAAUUGAUGCUUAUGCGACUGAUCUAAAAAAUGACUUUGAGUUUCAACAAUUUACCGAGUCACUGAUACGGGACAGAAUUGUGUGUGAAAUCACAAAUGACCAAGUGCGCGGCAGAUUACUCACUCAAAAUUAACAACCACACAUGUACUUUUAAGCUGGAUACAGGAGCUGAAUGUAAAGUCUUGUCCGGGUGAGACUUGAAAACUCUGAAAGUGAGUGGGGCUAAUAAAAUGUGCAGCCAGAUUCUCUCUUUCCUUUGGUCCAAAAAUAAGUACCUUGGUCUUGUCUUGAUUUAGCUGGAGGAAGUUGAGCCAUCCAAGUAUUUAACUCCAUGCAAAAAUCCAACCGCAAACGAGUCACCUAUUCUGGCCACCAGAUAGAGCAAAAAGGCAAGAAAACACUCAACUGCAAGUACAAAGAGAAAGUGUUUGACCUGGAAUGUCAAGUGAUAGAACAAGAUGCACCUGCAAUACUUGGAAGCAAAUGGGUUUACUACCGAUAAUAUUCAAGCGUGAACAAAGACAGGCACUGACAUUUUGAGUGAAUAUGAAGAUGUAUUCACAGGACUCGGAUGUGUUCCAGGAGAUAAUAUAUUACACCUGUUGGUGUUUAAAUCACAUUUUAGCUUGAAGCGUGUUCGGUUAUCCUACAGACUCAGCGCAUUGCUACAUGGUACUUGAAGAAGAAACGGAGGUUAUUAAUUAACUUAGUACACUGUUUAGAUUGAGCACAUCUAAGCGAAAGCUGUACUUUGUCAUGACGAUAUAAACGGAUGGAUGUGUUCCAGACAAGGAAGGACAUCUAUUGGCUGAAUUUGGCGGUCUGGAGUGUAGUAGGAUUAUGCUAGACCGAGCAGACAGUGAACCAGAUAACGAUGAUGCUGCUCACACCCAUUAUCAAGUUGAGGAAAGAAAGCAAGCCAAAUUCCCCAGAUCAAUGGGAUAGUGAUGUCUCAAGGAUCCUGGAUUGCACGGGCCGUUAGAAGAACUUACACAGCAGUCUACAGGUCAGUUCAUCUGGAUACUUCAAAACUCCUAAGAAUUUCACAAAUCCAGUGUGUGGGUCUUCCAGUGAGUUGGAGAGGAUUGAGGAACCAUGGCACAGUUUGAAAGCUUGUGGACUAUACCUAUUAUAUUGGUGUUUGAAAGCAUUGGAUCCUGUAUUGCAUGUGGUAGAGCUGAGUACAGAAUAAGGGAUGAAUGUUGUCCCAUGUGUUCACCAGGAAAUCGUGUACAUAGGCAUUGUACUGAAUUCACCAGUACCAGCUGUGUGCCCUGUGUUGAUGCUACUUUCCUUGAUGAGCCCAAUGGUCUCAUGAAAUGCAAAGUGUGUACCAACUGUGAUCCAGGUUUGGGUUUCAAGGUAAAGCAGCCAUGUACAUAUUCAUCAGACACUGUCUGUGGGACACUGGAGGGCUUCUACUGUCUAGACCCAACUAAGGAUGGUUGUAGAGCAGCCCAGAGACACAGCAGCUGUAAACCUGGUCAAUACAUCAGCCACACAGGAACAACAUCUACAGAUACUGUGUGUUCUGACUGUACUGGUGACACCUAUUCAGAUGGAUCAUUAGCAGCCUGCCAGCCACACACACAAUGUGAUACCUUGAAGCUUCAGCAAAUUAAAUCUGGAACUCAUUGGUCCGACUCUGAAUGUGGACCACAAAUCUCACCUAUAGCUACAUUAGUAUUUUCUGUGGUGUUGGGGGUACUCGCUGUGAUAGCAGCCGUGACGACGGCAGCUAUUAUGAAAAGAAGAAGAAGAAAACACCAAAGAUCCUGUAACUCGUGAGAUUAUUUUGGGGGAAUUGUACAUUUAUUGUUUAAGUGAGAAAUAUCAAAUAGCACUAAAUCAAAUGUUAUUUUGUCACAUGCGGUGAAUACAACAGGUGUAACUAACGAGCCCUGCCAGACGAUGCAGGUAGAAAAAUAAAUACAAAUAGUAACACGAGGAUUCAAAUAAAACACACAAGAAAGGAGCUACAGUACCAGUCAAAAUUUGACACCUACUCAUUCCAGUGUUUCUUUAUUUUUACUAUGUUCUACAUUGUACAAUAAUAGUGAAGACAUCAAAACUAUGAAAUAACACAUGCAAUCAUGUAGUAAAGCAAAAAAGUUUUAAACAAAUCCAAAUAUAUUUGAUAUUCUUCAAAGUAGCCAUCCUUUGCGUUGAUGACAGCUUUGCACACUCUUGGCAUUCUCUCAACCAGCCCCAAGCCAUAAGAUUGCUGAACAAUUCAUAAAAUCGCCACCGGACAAUUUACAUUGAUUUGAUGUAAUAGUCACCUGGAAUGCUUUUCGAUUAACAGGUGUGCCUUGUUAAAACUUCAUUUAAUUUAAGUUCACUUAAUGCGUUUGAGCCAAUCAGUUGUGUUGUGGUUGGGGUGGUAUACAGAAGAAAGCCCUAUUUGGAAAAACACAAAGUCCAUAUUAUGGCAAGAACAGCUCAAAUAAGCAAAGAAAAAGGACAUUAAGACAUGAAGGUCAGUCAAUCUGGAAAAGUAUCGUCAUUCCCAAGGAGACUCGAUGCUGUAAUCACUGCCAAAGGUGCUUCAAAGUACUGAGUAAAUGGUCUGAAUACUUAUGUAAAUGUUAUAUAUUUUUUUUUAUACAUUUGUAAAAAUGGGCUACUGUGUGUAGAUUAAUGAGAGGAUUUAAAAGAGUUUUAUAAUAAGGCUGUAACGUAAUAAAAUGUGGAAAAAGUCAA
This is a messenger RNA of Oncorhynchus masou masou (cherry salmon), 3114 nucleotides long. RefSeq names its product tumor necrosis factor receptor superfamily member 14-like. Bases 1507 to 2199 code for a protein of 230 amino acids. The transcript is spliced from 8 exons. Lineage: Eukaryota; Metazoa; Chordata; Actinopteri; Salmoniformes; Salmonidae. The record is from RefSeq and is a predicted model, not a curated record. Gene Ontology annotation, cellular component: membrane; external side of plasma membrane. Gene Ontology annotation, biological process: positive regulation of cytokine production involved in immune response; defense response to Gram-negative bacterium; positive regulation of T cell migration. Gene Ontology annotation, molecular function: transmembrane signaling receptor activity; protein binding.